Molecule: messenger RNA, 3827 nt
Organism: Pieris brassicae (large cabbage white)
Lineage: Eukaryota; Metazoa; Arthropoda; Insecta; Lepidoptera; Pieridae
Product: beta-glucuronidase
Exons: 13
Coding region: 202-2193 (663 amino acids)
Biological process (GO): glucuronoside catabolic process; carbohydrate metabolic process
Molecular function (GO): beta-glucuronidase activity; carbohydrate binding
Source: RefSeq, a predicted model, not a curated record
UUCGCGCGGUAAUCGCGUGUGCAUUCGAAAUUCAAAUCAAUGUCAAAUUCAAAGCGCGCGUCGUGAAAAAAAAAAUAAAGAUAAACAAAAUAUUUUAAACAAUGUUCGAUUGAUUGAAGCUAGUCGAUUAUUAAAUAUUUUUUAUUUUCAUAAAUAAGAAGAUAAUUGUGAUUAAAUUUCGUUUGUUUUAAACAAUAUAUAAUGUUAAGAAGAUGCUUUUUGUUCCUGUUAUGCACAGCAGUUGUUUCAUACGUCGAGGCCACUGUACCAGUCACAGCUACCACAAAUGAGAUAAAUCAAUUACCAAGAAAGAAAAGUGUGAACCCAGGUGCAGCUCUAUAUCCCCGGGCAACUGAAACUAGAGACCUUAGAAAUCUAGAUGGUGUGUGGAAUUUUAGGAAAUCACCCACAGACCCGGAGUUCGGAUACAAAAACGGAUGGUUCGAACAGGAUCUUGAAAAGACAGGUCCAGUGAUCCCUAUGCCAGUACCCUCGUCAUACAAUGAUAUUGGCGAAGACGCCUCGCUAAGAGAUCACGUUGGCCUCGUCUGGUACGACAGACGAUUCUAUGUUCCGAUCUGGUGGGGUCAGAACGGCCAACGAGUUUGGCUCAGAUUCAGCAGCGUACAUUAUGCCUCUCAAGUAUGGGUCAAUGGCCAAUCCGUAAUGUAUCAUGAGAUUGGUCAUCUGCCAUUUGAAGUGGAGAUCUCGGAUGUGGUCAACUAUAACACAAGCAACCUUCUAACAGUGGUUGUGGACAACACGCUUUUGAGUGAUACCGUACCUCAAGGAACCAUACGCGACAUAAUGGUUGCGAAUAACAAAGUUCGCUUGGAGCAAACAUACACAUUUGAUUUCUUCAACUACGCGGGCAUACAUCGAUCGGUCUUCUUGUAUUCUACUCCUCAAACUUUUAUUGAUGACGUCAUUGUUAACACGGACAUACAGGGAUUGACAGGCUUCGUAGUUUACAAUGUGACCUACAAGAGUGCAAGUAACGCACAGUGUGUGAUUCAACUGUUUGAUAAGAACGGGACGCAGGUGGCUGGAUCGCAGGACUGCGCGGGGCUGAUGGAAGUUGGCAAUGCUAACUUUUGGUGGCCGUAUUUGAUGCAUCCCGAGCCGGGGUACUUGUAUACUUUUAAGGCAUCCCUGAUAGGGCCACUGGGUGAACUAGUCGACACUUACAGUUUAAAGGUCGGCAUCCGAACAGUGACUUGGAGUAAUACCACAAUUUAUUUGAAUGACAAACCUAUCUACCUCAGAGGCUUUGGAAUGCAUGAGGACUCAGAUCUCAGAGGCAAAGGCUGGGAUCCAGUUCUAUGGGUGAAAAACUUCAACUUAAUUAAAUGGGUUGGAGCGAACGCCUUCAGAACGUCCCACUACCCGUACGCCGAAGAAAUCUACCAAAUGGCUGAUGAGCAGGGAGUUAUGAUCAUUGACGAAUGCCCCAGUGGUGAUACUGAUAUAUUCACUGACUCCUUACUUGAGAAACACAAACAGUCCCUCACUGAGUUAAUCAGACGAGAUAAAAACCACCCAAGUGUGGUGAUGUGGUCUAUCAGUAAUGAACCCAGGUCUGCUAACUAUAAAGCUGAUGCUUAUUUCGGUAAAGUUGUGAAACAUGUGAAAUCGAUGGAUUUGUCUAGGCCAGUCACUAUAGCCAUUUCGCAAUCCUACUUGAACGACAAAGCGGGUCAACAUUUGGACGUUAUUUGCUUUAAUCGAUAUAAUGGGUGGUACUCUAAUACGGGAUCAUUGCUUAACAUCGCCUCUUACGUGACAGAAGAAGCUACAGCAUGGCAUCGUAGAUAUAACAAACCAGUUAUCAUGACAGAAUAUGGAGCCGAUACGAUUGCUGGGUUACAUUUGAUACCUGAAUACGUUUGGUCCGAAGAAUACCAGGUGGCGUUGAUGUCGGAGCAUUUUAAAGCGUUUGAUCGUUUGCGGCGAGUCGGAUUUUUCGCCGGCGAAUUUAUUUGGAACUUCGCAGAUUUUAAAACAACACAAACGAUAACUCGAGUGGGUGGGAACAAGAAGGGUAUAUUCACAAGAUCUAGGCAACCUAAGGCGUCUGCGCAUCACUUGCGCGCAAGAUACCACUCUUUGGCAGCGGCGGAGUCAGGCGCACCGCCACCGGACAUCGCGUAUUACAUCAGUGAUCACAAACCACCGGCGCAUGAGGAAUUGUAAAAUAAAAAUUAUAAUAAGUCUCUAUAAAUUACAUUCGACAUAUUUUAAACUUUGUUUUUCUAUGUGCUGUAUAUAGAUUAAAAGGUUAAAUUGUUGACAGAUUUUCAGAUGCGCUUUGACCCAAUGAAGUGAUCUAAUGUAUAGACACUUCAUACGUAACUCAAAACUCAAGACAAUAGUCAUUGAGUAAACGAACAAAGCAAAGCUUUUAACGGUGAAAAAGUAAUUUUUAAAAGUAACUUUAUAAUUUACUACUAAGAUUCUAUUAUAAAUACACGACAAUUUUUUUUUGGUUUCUAUAUAAAAAUCAUUAAAGAAUUUUGUAAUACAUUUUACAUAACAUUCCAAUCAUCACCAAAAACUGUAUCAGUACAAUAACUCAUCUGUUUGUCCAAGCAUAUUAUUCAUUGCAAAUUGUGCCUUAAUACAAGGUGACUUAAUUCCGUUCAUUCGUUCAAAGUUAUAAUGAAACAAUUUUAUAUAAUGAUUGCGAGUGUAAUAUUGAGUUCUGAUAUCACGAGAUCCUAACGCCGCAAAAGCUUUACAUUGAAGGAACUAUAUCCAUACUUAUAUUUCAUCGAGCACUAUAAAUUAUUAUAAUAUUAGUAUAGUGCAUAGACAAUUUUAAAAAUAUUUAACAUAUUGGUGAUUUUGAUGAGGUGAUUAGAAAUAUAAACAUUAAUACUGCCAUUUAAAGUAUUCAUUAUCUGAAAAGGAUUAAGUAUAAAUAUAAUUGAAAUACCCUCAGUAAGUAACAUGUAAACAUUACGUUUACGAGUAACGAGAUACACAAUUAUAUAAACGACUUAAUAAUGUAGAAUAAGACAGGACAACUGUUUUCCUAUCUUAUACUGCGUUAAUAAAUUACAUAAAAACUUGUGUCAAUAUUAAAUACAUCAAGUCCCAUUUGUUUACCCCCUUAUAAAACUUAUUCAGUCAAAUUACACUGUUUAAACAAAAGCUCUGUUCUCUUUCCAAUAAAUACAGUUGAGAAAGAGACUAAAAACUAACUAGAACUUUUAACUAAAACAGUCCUUUACGCUUUUAUGAUUAAGGAUAUUUUUUUAAAUCUAACAGCCCUAUUCAGAAUUGUCAAUAUAAUUAUCUUCAAUGGUAGAUUAAUAAUUAUAAUUACAUAAUAUCAAAACAAUGGUUUACGCGGAACAUUUAACAUUUCGUUUGAAUUUAUUAAGUUGUUUCUUCAGUAAUCUUUUAAUUAACGACUCUGAGUACGGCUGUGAUUAUAAACCGUAUUAUGUAAACCGUUAAGCUAACAAUGACAUAUUAGAGUUUGUGCUGAAAAGUACAAAUUAGCAAUGCAUUUAACUGUAACUGGUAUUAUCUAAGUCUAUUUAUAGUUUUAACCCACCUAUAACAUAAAAGUGGAUUAUAUUAUUUUGUUACUAUGAUUAACUUUUAUGUUUUUAGAACUAAACUGCAUAUUUGUUAAAGGUUCUUUAUAUUUAAAGGCGAAUCCAGAAGUGAUGUGGGGCAUCAAUGCUUCCCGUCCCCCAUACCCUGUUACUUAUUAAAAUUGCAUCACCAUUAAAAAACAAUACAAAAAAUUUUCCAUCCACUAAUCCGUCCUCGUAACCUCGUAACUAGUUAGUUAUUGAUAUUACAUGUUCGUGCUC